UUUUCUUCUUCUUAUUGAAGCAGAUUGAGGUUGAUCAGAUAGAGAACACACACACACACACACACAAAAACAGAAUUAUGAAGACAAAAAUCGACCAGUACUUCCUAUGUAUUUUGGUGUCUGUCCUAACUCUGCUCAACAAUGGCUCAUCAGAAGCAGCAUCAACUCCAAAUAGUAAUCCACCAAGUUCUUGUAACAAAACCUGUGGAGGAAUCUCGAUCCCAUUUCCUUUCGGGAUCGGCGGGAAAGACUGCUAUCUCAACGGCUGGUACGAGGUUGUCUGUAACACAAGCACUUCCGGGUCGUCCGGCAAAACUGUUCCGUUCCUGUCUAGGAUCAACAGGGAAGUGGUGAACAUCUCCCUCUCAGAUGGAGAUAAACCAUACGGAUUGGUUCACAUCAAAGGUCCAGUGACUUCGUUGGAUUGUUCUAGCAAUAGUAGUCAAGAACUUCUUGAAAAGUCAUCGCCGGAUUUGAACGUCACAGGGAGAGGCAGUCCAUAUUUUCUCACAGACGAGAACCGCCUCGUGGCGGUUGGCUGCGGUACAAAGGCGUCGCUGACAGAUAUCAAGUCAGAGAUCUUAGGUUGUGAAUCGAGCUGCCAAGACAAUAACAGUAGUCAACAAGUAACAAACUUGGUCUGUACUGGUUACAGAUGCUGCCAGGCGAGGAUACCAUUGGAACGUCCUCAGGUUAUAGGUGUCAAUAUAGAGAACUCUAAUGCCACAAGAGGACAAGGGUGCAAAGUUGCUUUCUUGACUAACAAGAGGUAUUCGCCGAUGAAUGUAUCGGAGCCAGAACAGUUUCAUUCCAAGGGAUAUGCGUUGGUAGAGCUAGGUUGGUACUUUGAUACUUCGGAUUCUCGCUUUAGGAGCCCCUUAGGUUGUAAAAAUAUGACCCGUUACAGUGAUUACACUUCUUGGGAUAAAUGCGGUUGCCAAUAUCAAUACUUUCCUGGGAUGAGUUAUAGAAAUUGCUAUUGCAACGAUGGCUACAUAGGGAACCCAUACCUUCCACAUGGCUGCGAAUAGGUAAACAUAGAUGAAUGUAAAGGACACAACAUUUGUGGAGAAGGGACCUCUUGUGUGAACAUUCUUGGAACAUAUGGCUGCGAUCCCAAGAUAACCAAGCCGGAGAAAAACUCUGUGUUUAAAGACGUUCUUAUAGGUCUUAUUGGAGCACUGUUUUUCGUCCUCGGAAUCUUGGGGAUGUACAAACUCGCUAAGAAGCGAAGGAGGAUCAUCCGGAGAAAGAACUUCUUCAAACGUAAUGGAGGCUUGCUGUUGAAACAACAACUAACUACCACAAAGAACGGAAAUGUAGAGAUGUCAAGGAUAUUUAGCUCAAAAGAGUUGAAGAAAGCCACUGAUAACUUCAACAUGAAUAGGGUCCUUGGGCAAGGCGGUCAAGGAACUGUGUACAAAGGAAUGCUGGUAGAUGGAAGAAUCGUUGCGGUUAAAACAUCCAAAGUUGUGGAUGGAGACAAGAUGCAAGAAUUCAUCAAUGAAGUUGCACUUCUCUCACAAAUUAACCACAGGAACAUUGUGAAACUCUUGGGAUGUUGCUUGGAGACGGAAGUUCCAAUCUUGGUUUAUGAAUAUAUUCCCAAUGGAGAUCUGUUCAAGCGUCUCCAUGAUGAAUCCGAUGAUUACACAAUGACUUGGGAAGUGCGUCUUCGCAUAGCCGUAGAGAUCUCCGGAGCUCUUUCAUACAUGCACUCAGCUGCAUCUUUUCCAAUUUACCAUAGAGAUAUCAAGACCACCAAUAUAUUAUUGGACGAGAAAUACCGGGCCAAAGUAUCUGAUUUCGGAACUUCAAGAUCGGUAACCAUUGAUCAAACUCACUUGACAACGUUGGUUGCUGGAACUUUUGGGUACAUGGAUCCAGAGUACUUCCUAUCAAGCCAAUAUACUGACAAGAGCGAUGUUUACAGUUUUGGGGUUGUCUUGGUGGAGCUCAUAACCGGAGAAAAGCCACUGUCCCGAAUCCGGUCUGAAGAAGGAAGGGGAUUGGCAACUCACUUCCUUGAGGCCAUGAAAGAAAACACAGUGCUUGACAUCAUUGACGUUCGGAUCAAAGACGAAAGCAAGCUUGACCAAUUGAUGGCGGUGGCAAAACUCGCUCAAAAGUGUCUUAGCCGGAAAGGGAGGAAACGACCAACCAUGAGAGAGGUUUCAAUUGAGCUGGAGAGGAUCAGUUCAUCACCUGAGGAUUAUGAAGUCCAUUUCGUAAAAGACGAAGAAGAGGAUCAAGACAUGGAAAUUAACAAAAAAAUAAUUAAUGGGACGUGUACAAAGAGUGUUCCAACCAUAACACUGAUGUGUUGAGAAGUGUAGAAACUCCCUUUUUGAUUUGUU
Molecule: messenger RNA, 2357 nt
Organism: Eutrema salsugineum
Lineage: Eukaryota; Viridiplantae; Streptophyta; Magnoliopsida; Brassicales; Brassicaceae
Product: wall-associated receptor kinase-like 6
Exons: 3
Biological process (GO): protein phosphorylation; cell surface receptor signaling pathway
Cellular component (GO): plasma membrane
Molecular function (GO): polysaccharide binding; ATP binding; calcium ion binding
Source: RefSeq, a predicted model, not a curated record